Molecule: messenger RNA, 678 nt
Organism: Oenanthe melanoleuca
Lineage: Eukaryota; Metazoa; Chordata; Aves; Passeriformes; Muscicapidae
Product: translation initiation factor IF-2-like
Exons: 1
Coding region: 1-678 (225 amino acids)
Source: RefSeq, a predicted model, not a curated record
AUGUGCGCGCGUCUGUGCGGCGUGUGCGGAGGAUGUGUGCGGGCUGUGCGUGUGUGCGGAGGAUGUGUGCGGGCUGUGCGUGUCUCUCUGCGGGCUGUGCGUGUGUGCGGGCUGUGCGUGUGUGCGGAGGAUGUGUGCGGGCUGUGCGUGUCUCUGUGCGGUGUGCGUGAGUGCGGUGCGUGCGCGCCUGCCGGCUGCCUUCUGCCGAAGAGGCUGCUUGACUUGCUUUCUAUUUUGAGGGCACGGAUUCAGGGACUCGGGGCCAAAAUUUCUCCGGACCCAGGUAAAUCUGCUUGUUACCUUAUUCCCCUUCCCGGCUCCGAGUGCCCGCGCUGUCCUGCAGGUGCUGUCAGAGCGCUCCCGCGAAGAGCAGCCGAGCCGGGAGCGGAGCCGGCUGCGAGAGCCGCGAAGGGAAGGGGGGACGGGGAGUGGGACAGGGGGGCUGGGAAAAACGUGUCCCCCCCGCCCCCGGCUGACGUCAGCGCGGCUCCGCGCGGGGCACCCGGCAAAAGCGCCGCGCCGCGCCGCGCCCCGCGCACUGCCCGCGCACUGCCCGCGCUCCCGCCGCGCCGCUCUCGGCCCCCGCCCGGCCAACUUCCCGCACGGCCGCGGCCGGGACGGGCCCGGCCGGGACGGGACGGGACGGCGGCGCCCCGCUGGGCUCCUGCUGAGGCGUGA